Oncorhynchus masou masou (cherry salmon) is the source of this 735-nucleotide messenger RNA. Its product is annotated as rho guanine nucleotide exchange factor TIAM1-like. Gene Ontology annotation, cellular component: plasma membrane; synapse; cytosol. Gene Ontology annotation, biological process: small GTPase-mediated signal transduction; activation of GTPase activity; positive regulation of axonogenesis. The annotation marks the transcript as partial. The record is from RefSeq and is a predicted model, not a curated record. Lineage: Eukaryota; Metazoa; Chordata; Actinopteri; Salmoniformes; Salmonidae. Gene Ontology annotation, molecular function: guanyl-nucleotide exchange factor activity. The transcript has 2 exons.
UCUCUCUCUGAUUGGAUAGACAGCCUGACGGUUGGAACUCAACAUGCCAGUGAUGUCAACGCCAGACUUCAGACUGUAACCAUGGGCAACGUGGAGAGCCAGAACGGCGAUCACGCCUUCUACGGCACCCAACAUGGCCACCUGUCCCGUAAGCACAUGUCUCGAUCUCUCCGCGUCUCCAACAAGCACCAUCAGUCCCAGUCCAGUUCUGGUUCCACCUGCCGCUCCCGUGACUGUCACGCCUCGCAAGGCAAAGUAGAUCACCGAAACUCUGAGACCUCCACGCGUUCCAGCAGCACCCCUAGUAUCCCACAGUCCUUAGUAGAUCACGCCCUGGAGCCCUUCAACCAGACCAAUGUCCUGUCAGACUACUCCUCUCCGAUCUGGGUGGACCGCGUGGCCAUGAACCUCCGGCCCGUCUCCUGCCAUACCCACCUAGACAACCCAUCUGUAACACUCCAUCAAGACGCAGAGUCAUCUGGGACUAGACCCCACGAACCCCAGGGUCUACAGGACAGAGGACUGGGCCUAUACAGUAACACAGGGGAGGCGACCUACCUUCAGAAGACUAGAGACGGACCUAGGGAACCCCGAGAGGUGGUCAGCUUCAAGAAGAAGAGAUCCAAAUCAGCCGACAUGUGGAGAGAAGACGACAGUCUGGACUUAAGUCUGUCAGACCUCAGCCAGGAACACCUCACCAGGUUAGAGAAGUCAGGCCUCAGAACACCUCACCAG